CGAACAAGGUGACAUCACUGUCCAGGUCCCUGACACAUUCGUUGAUGAAAGCAAGGAAUAAUCUAGGACCUAAAACUGAACUCUGUGAAUCAGCACUCACCACAGGUAUCCCCGAGGAUUGCUGGCGACCGACAUGUUCUCUUUGGGACCGUCCCGCCAAAAGUGUUUUGGAUUCAAAGGAAGAGGGUCCCGCGAACGCCUGCGCUGCGCGGUUAAUGCUGGAGACGUUGAUGGAGGACGCUGUCGACUGCCUUUUUGAAGUCAAUCGUUUAACUGUGUACGAGAAACGUGAGGAGGAGAAGGAAGUGGCGCUACACAUUUACUACAACCUCACAACGCCUUCAUCUGGGGCGGUGGAAUUGGCUGUGUACCAGCACGGUCUUUUUGUAAGAACAGUAAAAGCUGUUUGUCGGAAGGUCAAUUCUGCAGUAGCAGAGGAAUUUUUAAGUGUUGUCGUGGACUACUGUGCGAGUCGACUGGAUAUCGUAGCGGCAAAUACAACAUACACAGAUCCUGUAUUUGGCAUAUUACUAUCGGCCACAACAAAAGAACCGUGA
Molecule: messenger RNA, 557 nt
Organism: Dibothriocephalus latus
Lineage: Eukaryota; Metazoa; Platyhelminthes; Cestoda; Diphyllobothriidea; Diphyllobothriidae
Source: the annotation of a GenBank genome assembly